Dentiscutata heterogama is the source of this 868-nucleotide messenger RNA. The record is from the annotation of a GenBank genome assembly. NCBI's taxonomy places the organism in Eukaryota, Fungi, Glomeromycota, Glomeromycetes, Diversisporales, Gigasporaceae.
AUGGGGUACUAAGAGAGUUCAUGCAAAUCUUGUAUAUCAAGAAUAUAUCUCUGAUAGGCAUCAUAUACACAUGAACGGUACAAUUUGGGAUACCUUAACUGACUUUGUAAAAUAUUUGGGUAAAGAAGGCACUUGUGCCGUUGAUGAAACACCAAAAGGUUGGUUUGUUAGUUGGAUUGAUAACAGUCCUAAGGCUUUGGCUAGACAGGAGGCAAUUCAGAAAAAAGAGCGGGCAGAAAAGGGUGAGGAAGAAAGGGCCCGCAAAUUAAUAGAAGAGCAAAUAGAGAGGGCUCAGAAGGAGGCUGAAGAUUUGGGUAUAAAACUCAACAUUUCUUUAGUAAAAUCAGAAUCUUCCAUUUCGUCUUCUACCGUUAAAACCGAUUCAUCUACCACAUCAGCUCCUUCUACUAAUGGUUCCACUCACACUAGCAUCUCAUUUAAUAAACCUACUUCCCAAAAAAUGUCCCUUAGUGCUUUAGCAAAAAAAUCCGGUUCUUUGAAUAUGGAGAGAAAGAAAAGGAAGGAAAGCCUGAAUGAAAAUGGUAACAAAAGAAAAGAUAAUCAGAGCAGAGAAAAGGAAAGAAAUUAUAAAGAUAGAGAAUAUAAUGAAAGGAGAGGAGAGAAGGAAAGUCUGAAUGAAAAUGGAAACAAAAGAAAAGAUGAUCAGAACAGAGAAAGAGAAAGGAAUCAUAAAGAUAGAGAAUAUAAUGAAAGGAGAGGAGAAAAGGAAAGUCUGAAUGAACAUGGGAACAGAAGAAAGGAUGAUCAUAGCAGAGAAAGGGAAAGGAAUCAUAGAGAAUAUAAUGAAAGGAGAGGAGAUAGGGAUAGAUCAUAUGAUCGAGAGUCAAAAAGAGCACGCAGAUAUUAG